GUCUCACGAUGUGGGUGGGGUGGAGCCUACCUGGUCACACCUGUCCCGCAGCCCCAGGCUGCAGGCAGAAAGUGCUUGCUAAAGGCUGUUGGUAGAAGGAAUAGGGUAAGCCCCACUCCCUCUGAGCAGCUCCUUGCUGGCUCCACCCCUUCCCCUGCCCUGAGCACUCAGGGGCAGGGCACGCUGAUGGGUUAAAAGCUGGCAGCUGGGGGUCCCUCUUGGCUGUUCUGUGGAGGAGCCCAAACUGCUUCAGCAUGGCUACCAGCAGCCUUGUAAGCCCACCUGCCUGCCCCUCCUGCAGCCUGGGCCGCCAGGGCCAGAAUUCACAGCCACCCUGGCUCCUUUCUCUGUCAGGUCAGAGAGGCUGAGGGUGAAGAGGAAGGAGAGGCAGCGGCAGCAGCAGCAGCGGGAGCAUCCAUGAGAGAGGAGGCUCCAAACUCUCCCUCAACUCUGCUGUCCCUGCGGGGGAAGGCCCGCAGUGCAGGCCCAGUGGAGGCCACACAGCAGUUGCACCUUCUGCAGAACAGGUGGGCCCUGUGGUUCUUCAAGAAUGACCGCAGCCGGGCCUGGCAGGAUAACCUGCAGCUGGUCACCAAGUUUGACACCGUGGAGGACUUCUGGGCGAUUUACAGUCACAUCCAGCUGGCCAGUAAGCUCUCUUCCGGCUGUGACUAUGCCCUGUUCAAGGAUGGCAUCGAGCCCAUGUGGGAAGACGCCAGGAAUAAGCGGGGUGGCCGCUGGCUGGUCAGCCUUGCCAAACAGCAGCGCCACACUGAGCUGGACCGCCUGUGGUUGGAGACACUGCUGUGCCUUAUUGGGGAGAGCUUUGAAGAGUACAGCCAGGAGGUGUGUGGGGCGGUCAUCAACAUCCGAGCCAAGGGGGACAAGAUCGCAGUGUGGACCCGGGAGGCAGAGAACCAGACGGGCGUGCUCUCCAUCGGGCGGGUCUACAAAGAGCGCUUGGGACUCUCGACAAAGACCAUCAUUGGGUACCAGGCCCAUGCAGACACAGCUACUAAGAGCAACAUCCUGGCCAAGAACAAGUUUGUGGUGUGAGAGGGCCUAGGCAAGGGGCUGAGCUCAGCUGGAACCAUUCAGCCACCCCUGAGCCUCUCACUGCUGCGUGCAUGUGUGUCCCGGCAGGACCGGGGGCGAAGGCCGAGGGCUGGUUCUCACCUGUUGGGGAGUUAAUAUGAACAUGCUUUAACAUGCGUUGGGACCCGGGUCCAGGGGCUGCUCUGUGGGUGGAGGUGGUGGAGGGCAGGCUGAGGACCAGGGCAGUGGAAAGGAGGCGGGAAUCCCUGGGUAUCCUUGUGUCGCCCAGAGGUGGGGUGGGGUGAGUUAUGGGGAAGGAGGGCCCAACCGAAGGUGGAAAGAGGACAGGAGCAGUCUGUGACCCAGUACUGACCCUGUGCCUACCUGGAAAGGGGGCUAGGGAGGCCUUCUGUUCAGGGGAGAAGCUCAAGCCUACUGCCACUCUGAGCUAGCACCACUGGGGAUCGCUGUGCUGGGAAACCUUGGUGGACUUUCUCCCAUCAGAUUUGUAGGCUUGAAGCCCCUCCUAGACCACCCUCUUCUUUGGCUGUACCCUCACUCCAGAGGCUGGAGGCUUAGAGGCAGAACCCCAUCAUCUCGCAGAGGGAGCUGAGGAGGGAGACGGCUCCCUUUUUCUCUCCCUUGUGGCCAGGGGGUUUGGGCGUUCUCUGGCUCGGGGCGGAGGUGAAGUGAAGAUGGGUGGGCGAGGCCCCGCCCACGAGAGGAGGAGGCUGGUCAGACCUCACUGCGUUCUGCUACUGGAGGUGGAUAAACUUGAUGGAGCUCAAGCUCCUUUCUGUUCCUAUUCUAAAUAAAUGCACUCCUUUGAGCAAAAGUGGAAUGAUUUUUUUUUUUAAGGAGUGCUCUAACAUUAUGAUCCAGUCCCUCCCAAACCUCGGUCUGCUCCAGUCCUCCCUGGAAGGCGCUCGUGGGAGACUCACCAAGGAGCCCAUGCUGGGCUGGGGAAGAGGGAUAAGACUGGGGUUCCAAGAGCCAAAAGG
Molecule: messenger RNA, 2036 nt
Organism: Pipistrellus kuhlii (Kuhl's pipistrelle)
Lineage: Eukaryota; Metazoa; Chordata; Mammalia; Chiroptera; Vespertilionidae
Gene: EIF4E1B
Product: eukaryotic translation initiation factor 4E family member 1B
Exons: 6
Coding region: 418-1056 (212 amino acids)
Biological process (GO): translational initiation
Cellular component (GO): cytoplasm; eukaryotic translation initiation factor 4F complex
Molecular function (GO): translation initiation factor activity; RNA 7-methylguanosine cap binding
Source: RefSeq, a predicted model, not a curated record